AUGACUGACUUGUUAGCCCAUGUAGUGCAACACCAGGGCCAACAUCCUGUCCAGCAACCUGAGAACCCUGACAAUCCAGUAGAGGGUGAAGAUCGGGCCCUCGAGAGAUUUCAAAAGUUCUCUCCACCAAAAUUUCUGGGAGGGCCAGAUCCAGACGUGGCCGAAAGGUGGUUGGAGAAAAUGAUAGACAUUUUUGCCGCCCUACUCUAUUCAGAGGAAAGACAGGUUACUUUCGUUGUCUUCCAGUUGGAAGGGGCCGCCCGUUCUUGGUGGAAUGUGAUACGGAUGAAGUGGGACUGGGAGCAAACACCAAGAACAUGGGUAAAUUUCAUGAGGGACUUCAACACGAAAUACUUUUCACCUCAUGUCCAGGAAAAGAAGGAGGACGAGUUCAUUAGGCUCCGUCAAGGGACUCAAACGGUGGCUGAGUACGAGAGCCAGUUUACUCGAUUAUCCAAGUUCGCCCUUGAACUCAUUCUGACAGAGCAAAGGAGAGUUCGACGUUUUAUUCAGGGGCUAAAUGUGGAAAUUUAA
This is a messenger RNA of Coffea arabica (coffee), 534 nucleotides long. NCBI's taxonomy places the organism in Eukaryota, Viridiplantae, Streptophyta, Magnoliopsida, Gentianales, Rubiaceae. The record is from RefSeq and is a predicted model, not a curated record.